CCCGUGGUUACAGUACAUUCGCGCAUGCCAGUUUUCAGACGAUAAAUACUACAUGAUCCAAUAGCUCUAGCAUUCCGAUAGUCUUCUUAAAAAGUCACAUACAGGUAAUUCCGUUUUAAACUUUUUACUGAAAUUACUUACUAUUGUAGCAGUUUACUGACCGACAUUUCUUGAAGAAGCUGCGUUUGAUAUUAACCUAGCUAGGACAAUGACCCCAAACUUACCUGGGCUGUGCAAGGGCUAGACCUGACCUAGACCCAAUCCAGAUGGUUUGCAUGAAAUGGACUGCAGAGUGAAGGCAAAAGGGCCAACAAGUGCUCAGCAUCUCUGGGAACUCCUUCAAGACUGUUGGAAAACCAUUUCAGGUCUGACUAUGGGGAAGUCUUUUUCCCACCUCACGAAGCAGUCAGGCCAUGAUGAAGCUCAAGACAACCUGACAUCUCCUCUGGAGGACAACCAGUCUGAGAAUGUCAAGGGUGGUGAUGUCUCUCAGUUUCCUUAUGUGGAGUUCACGGGGCGGGACAGUGUGACAUGUCCUACAUGUCAGGGCACUGGGAGAAUCCCCAGAGGACAGGAAAAUCAACUCGUGGCAUUGAUUCCCUACAGUGACCAAAGACUGCGACCCAGAAGAACAAAGUUGUAUGUCACAGCAUCAGUGGUGGUUUGCCUGUUACUGUCCAGUCUGGCUGUGUUCUUCCUCUUCCCUCGCUCCAUUGAUGUGUCCUAUGUUGGGGUGAAAUCCGUUUUCGUCAGCUAUGACCAGGAAAAGCGCAGCGUGUAUCUCAACAUCACGAACACUCUCAACAUCACCAACAACAACUACUACUCGGUGAAGGUUGCCAACAUCACAGCUCAGGUACAGUUUGCCAAGACGGUGAUUGGUAAAUCUCGCAUCAGUAACAUCACUGCCAUCAGUCCUCUGGACAUGAAACAGAUUGAUUAUAUGGUCCCUACCAUCAUCGCAGAUGAGAUGAGCUACAUGUACGAUUACUGCACUCUGCAAACCAUCAAGGUCCACAACAUUGUCAUCAUGAUGCAAGUGACUGUCACCACGGCAUACUUUGGUCAUGUGGAGCAGGUGUCUCAGGAGAUGUACCAGUACGUGGACUGUGGAGGAAACACUACAUCCAUUAGAAGCAUGAGCCAGCCGUUCGGCAUCCCGCAGCUUGCUGUGUAACCACACCACUGUCCUCUGCACUGGAUCCCUCUCAGGCCCUGAAAUGUAGCCUUGAUCGUUCACUGUGUUUUCCUCAGCUGCAGUAUCUAACAAAUUAUUGUUGUCACGAUAUUAUGAUGUUAACUUCAAUCCUAAAUUGAAAGCACACUUUGACAGCACUAGAUGCGACACAUCGCAUGUGUCUGUCUGUUCUGUACAAAAUCCAAACUAAGAUAAGAUAAUGAUGUUUCUCAUGCAGCAACGGAGAAACAAAUAGAAGUGUUUUCUUGCAAUUCUGACUUUUCACGGCACUAUUUUAAGAUGUAAUUUAAACUAUGCGUCAUUACAUCUCCUAAUUAAUAGAGCCUUACUUCGUAAUUUCAAGACAACUAAUAAUUUUGACAUGUGGAUUUUAUACAUAAUGUUUUUUCUUUUUUCUGUUUGACGAGUGUUAUGUGCACCUAUACAUACUCGCCCAAACUACUCAAGUGCCCCAAAGCGUUGAGUUUUAACAUCUAGCCCUACCUUCAGUGUAAGAAAGAGUGAUCCUAACUUUAAUUGUCCAUGCAGGCCCACUUACUUUCUCUUAUCACUUCAGCUCCCCUCUUCUAUGGCGUCUCUCUUUCUCAGUUACAUAAUAAAACUUUCUUGGACAGUCCUGAGAUAAUAACACAUUUUGUUCCUGAUAAUGCUUAAUUUAUCAGAAUAGGCCUCUAACUUAAUAGUUAUUCUCUAGUAAUGGUCUUUAAAAAGCAAAUUAGUAGCAUGAUAUCUCAAAAUUUAAGCCAAGUUGUCAUGAUUGGCAUAAUCACUUCUUUUUUCAAAUGAUAAAAUGAUCAUUUCUGUCAUUUAGUACUGGACUGGGUUUUUAUGCAGCAGCGGUAAAGUACUAUGACAUCAGAUAUCAUAACAUCACUGACAUUAUUAAACUGCAUUCUUGUAGUUUGUUCUGUUUGAAUACACCAUCUAUGAUAUCUGAUUUACGAGUUGUACAAUGCAAGUCAGAAGAAUGAGCAAAAAUACCCCUAAUAACUGUAGAUUUGAAUACAUGAUUAUUCUUUAAACCACAAUGCAAAUUGUCUAUUUAUGUUUAUUUAUAGUUUCAUAUUCUCCAGGAAGAAGUUCUAUUUCUUCACCACAGUGUAUUGCACUGUAAGAAGAAGAAAGUAGUGUUGUAUGAUAAGAAUAUUCCUUGUGUGCUCUAUAUGAUUCUGAGAUAAGUUCACAUUGUUAGGUUCGCUUAUCUAGUAUUUGGUUGUUGGAUGCUCAGUAUAUUUUUAUUCCAUUAUUUGAUCGAUGUCAUUUAUCCCUGUCACUUUGUAAUUAACUAAUUAACUGCAAUUAACUUUCCUUUUCAUUCAGGUUAUGAAAAUUAUGAGUGUGCUAUUUACUGUAUAUUUAGUGACUCAGUUUCUAAGACACAUUUGGGAAAUCCACUUUUUUGUCUUUUUACCCAGAUCAAACACUGAUGAUUUAUCUGCUGUUUGCUAUUUAUAGAGUUAUGACUCAGGCACAACAGCAUUUAAUACUUCAAAAGUGUGAAGCAGAAUCAUUUCUUGCAUUGUAGUCAACUUUGGUGAACUUUGGUGAACUUAUUUCUGACUAUGUCGCUAGACACUACCAAUUAACUUUAAGAAGGCUGUGAAAUGUGGAACCAGGGAGUCCAAAUCAGACGAACCAGAGAAGUAGUUGAGUGUUUUGCUGUGAAAUCUUGGGUCUUGUCAUAGAUGUGGAUGUCACUUUGGCACGACCCACCCCGUUUGUUGCUGUAUACCCCUUCAUGACCCAGACAGCUGCACCCUCCAUCAGCACAACAUUGCACCCUAACAUAUUGCAAGAAUUGCUCAGGAAUGUUCAAGGAACAUAAUAAAGUGCCAAGACAUUGACCUAGCCUCCAAACUCCCCAGAUCUCAGUCUGAUCAAACAUCCAAGGGGUGUACUGGAACAAGAACGGUCUAUGGUGGUUCCACCCACAGAAAUGUCUGCUAUUAACGGCACUCUGGCAGACAUCACAGGACACCCUUAGAGGUCUGGUGUUCAUGGUUUGACAGAUCACAGUUGUUUUGUUGGCACAAAAGGAAUCUACACAAUAUUAGGCUAGAUUUCUCAGUGUUGUGACUGAGGUGGCAAUGUAAAUGCUGCAUAGGGUGUAGAAAUUCAAUAUGAAAGCACAACUAGCUGACAGCAAAUGCAAUAUAAUGAGACAGGGCGGAAGGACUUUAAUACUGGAGGGGAGGGGGGCUAACAGUUUCCAUAUACUUCCAGUAUUUGUACAAACACAGAGCAUCUCUGUGCUGGCCUCAGAGAUUAUGCUGAUACUAAGAGCCUCAUCUAUAAUUCUGAAACAAAAUGGAAAACAAGCAUAUUUAAUUCCAUGCUGGACAGAAGUGAGACUGUAACUUCCAAGUCUAUCCUGCUGAUACAGCCUAUGAUUUUACGAAUACACAUGUUACGAAUAUGAUGUUACAUGUCAGGUUGAAAAUUGUGCACAUUAGUCAUUACCACUUUCUUAUCUAUGUUAGUUUCUUCCAAGAAAUAGUUUUCCUAUUUUUCUAAUGUGUAUAAAAGUAUGACUACUAUGAAGUAAUACUAUGUCUAACCUUUCUCCUAAUUUAUUUCUUUGGUGAUAUUCUAAAGGGGUGUCUAUUUUUUCAUCUUCAAAAGUAAUUUUGAAUUUGAAAAACAUCUCAUGUAUUUCCAGUUUGGCAUGAUUUCUGUUAACAUAGAACUAAAAUAUAUUUUUCCAUCAUAUAAAUACCUUAGAAUUAUGUACAAGGUCUUGAGCAAGCCUCGAUAGAAUGGGCAGAGAGAUUGGAGCUGUAUCAUCUGUACUGAGUAAGAACUAAGGAAAAGCACUGUUACUUUCGUUUAUAACCCUACCAACUGGCAGUUAUUGUUUGUUGGUUAGCAGUCGGACAUUUAACUUUUCAAUGCUUUUUUAGAGCCCUGCUUGUGUCUUUCCCCUCAUCUUACCUCUUUUGUCGCUCUCAACAUUUUGUUGGUCUUUAUUUCUACUGACAUAGUGAUUGUUGUGGGAGCAUGAAUAAAGUUUUAAAACCUGAACAUCUAA
Molecule: messenger RNA, 4226 nt
Organism: Acanthochromis polyacanthus (spiny chromis)
Lineage: Eukaryota; Metazoa; Chordata; Actinopteri; Pomacentridae
Product: transmembrane protein 106B-like
Exons: 9
Coding region: 281-1177 (298 amino acids)
Source: RefSeq, a predicted model, not a curated record